UGCUCACAUUACAUCACUGCAACUUCAGUAGCAGCUCCAAGAAGUAAAUAUUAAGGGCUGGCUGUGCUCACCCGGUCGCCCCCUCUCCUGAGUCCUGGCAUUCCUGUGCCCCUGGGACCAACUGGGCUGCGCCGAACAGGUCACUCCCUCUCCUGUGGCCUGUGUUAUUCCCGUAUUGAGCAGGUCACGUCCAAUCCCGGGGUUGCUGGCGUUCCUGUGCCACGGAGGAGCUGCAGGACGGAGCUUACUGGCACCUCCAGUCAGUUUUUAAACAGCAGAGAGAAUCUAACAGCCUUGAAGACUUCUGCAGCAUCACACACAGCAGUAACCAUGCUACAGAGAUGAAAUGAUAGUGAGUCUUGCCAGUGUAUCCCAUGGGUCCCACACAGCUUGCUGCACAGGAUCAUGGGAAAAGGGUGGCAAGUGUAUUUGAAAUGGAGGAGGAAGGGUUUUCACUCUUCCAUGGCUUGGAGAUCCCCCACGAGCAUGCAGAAAAUCCACCCCUGAAGCGGAAGAAGGGUCCAGCCCCCAAGAUGCUGGGGAAUGAAGUGUGCAGUGUAUGUGGGGACAAGGCCUCAGGCUUCCACUACAACGUGCUGAGCUGCGAAGGCUGUAAGGGCUUCUUCCGCCGCAGCGUCAUCAAGGGUGCCCAGUACGUCUGCAAGAACGGUGGCAAGUGUGAGAUGGACAUGUACAUGCGCCGCAAGUGCCAGGAGUGCCGGCUGCGCAAGUGCCAGGAGGCAGGCAUGCGGGAGCAGUGUGUUUUGUCUGAAGAACAGAUCCGGCUGAAGAAGCUCAAGAAACAGGAGGAUGAUCAGGCUCGGACAGUGGUUGUGCGCCCAACCCCCCCAUCUCCGCCCAACCCCCCCUAUAAACUGACACCUGAGCAGUUGGGCAUGAUAGAAAAGCUUGUGGCAGCUCAGCAGCAGUGUAACCAGCGCUCAUUCACAGACAGGCUCAAAGUGACGCCAUGGCCUCAGGCUCCAGACCCUCAUAACCGUGAGGCACGGCAGCAGCGUUUUGCUCAUUUCACUGAGCUUGCAAUCAUCUCUGUGCAAGAGAUUGUGGACUUUGCCAAACAGCUGCCCGGCUUCCUGGAGCUCACCAGGGAAGAUCAGAUUGCUCUGCUGAAGACAUCCACCAUAGAGGUGAUGCUGUUGGAGACAUCCCGGCGCUACAAUCCAGAGACUGAAAGCAUCACCUUUCUGAAGGACCUGAGCUAUAAUCGGGAUGACUUUGCCAAAGCAGGCCUGCAGUUCGAGUUCAUUAACCCUAUCUUUGAGUUUUCAAAGGGAAUGAAUGACCUACAGCUCAACGAUGCUGAAUAUGCACUUUUAAUCGCCAUCAACAUUUUCUCUGCAGACCGACCAAAUGUGCAGGAUCAGUCCCUGGUGGAGAGACUGCAGCACACCUAUGUAGAGGCCCUUCAUUCUUACAUUUGCAUCCACAGACCAAAUGACCAUCUGAUGUUCCCUCGGAUGUUAAUGAAACUGGUCAGUCUUCGGACUCUAAGCAGUGUCCACUCCGAACAAGUUUUUGCCCUUCGACUACAGGACAAGAAACUCCCUCCCCUGCUCUCAGAAAUCUGGGAUGUGCAUGAAUGACUAUGUGCUCCCAGGGAACUGACCUGCUGAAGUAACACCACCUCCCAUCCCUUGCUAACAAGAAGCCAGCCUCCCCUCUCCAAAGCACUGAAUUGGAGGCUGGGCUGGGCAGUGCAGAGUGAUGAGCCUGUGGUUUCUCUGAUGUGAUGAGACUGUGCAUAAGGCAUCUGGGAGAGAUCAGAUGUUUUUGUAAUCUUUGAUUUAGUGCCUCCUAGAAAUGGGAUCAUGUGUGAAACGCCUGAAAAUGCUAGAGAUGAACAUCCCACCCCAAAUGUUUCUUCAGUGUCUGUCUUUUUUCUAAGUACGUGUUCUGGGGUUUUGCCCCACCUUCCUUUCCCUUCUCAUUGAUUCUGAAAGUGAAUUUGCAGGAACUUGUUAAAUGUUCACUGAGAGCAUCCUAGCCCCAAAGGCUUCCCCAGGAUUCUUAGGGGAAGUUUAUGUCGAUGUGCUGGGGGUUUUCUUGUAUUCCCUGUAUUUAAAGUCUCUAUGAUGUGCUGCCCUUCACAAAGAUUCCCAGAAAAGAGGCUGUUGGUGGCAUUCCCUCUUUGUGAAGCUUCAUUUCUAGAGCUGUCCUUUCAUUCUGGCCCUCCUUUGGCAAGUAGAUCCCUGGAAUGUGCAGUGCCAUUUACUGAAAGUUAUUCUGUGGACAUCUUUUAUGUACCAUAGAGAAACCAUGGAUCAUCUAGCUGGUUUUUUUUAAUAAGGUUGCUUAUCAUUAUAGUAUCUUUUGGUUUGCUAGCAGGUGAAACCAAUGACUUUAAAAACCAUGGAAUAGAUUUUAUGUUGGGGUUUGUGGAGGAGAAGAGAGAGGAAUGGAAGCAUCAGUGUCCGGGCAGUAGAGGUGGUGGAAGUAUAUCGAGAACCACCAAAAUUUUAGUAUAUUUAGUGGGUUCCAGUGAGAGUGAAGAUUAUCAGCUGGGGACUGAGAAUGCACUAUAUUUAUAGCAUAUUAGCAGGCAUUGCCUAACCUAUGGGCUGCACAACUCUCUCAGAACCCUGUCUGCAGGAAUAUUGAGCAUAACCAGCUCUGUCCAAGUGUUCUCCCUUAUGCUAAAGGUCUUUCCAAGUGUAUGGUCAUUUGUUAGUGAUUAGUGGGAUGUGGAGGUAUCUCGGUGUGAUGAGUACCCUCCUGCUCUUGUAUAUGAAACAGGGUUAAAAAAAGAACUAGAUAAAUUCAUGGAGGAUAGAUCCAACAAUGGCUAUUAGCCAGGGUGG
Molecule: messenger RNA, 2819 nt
Organism: Terrapene triunguis (Three-toed box turtle)
Lineage: Eukaryota; Metazoa; Chordata; Testudines; Emydidae
Gene: NR1H3
Product: nuclear receptor subfamily 1 group H member 3
Exons: 9
Coding region: 375-1604 (409 amino acids)
Biological process (GO): cell differentiation; negative regulation of transcription by RNA polymerase II; lipid metabolic process
Molecular function (GO): RNA polymerase II cis-regulatory region sequence-specific DNA binding; nuclear receptor activity; zinc ion binding
Source: RefSeq, a predicted model, not a curated record